AUGGAGUCCACGGCGCUGCCGCCCGAUUGUAGCUGUCCGAUCACGCAGGACUUGAUGGAGGACCCGGUAGUGGCUGCAGAUGGUACCAGCUAUGAGCGGCGUGCCAUCCAGCAGUGGUUACGAAGUCACCGCACAAGUCCCCUCACAAAUCUGCCGUUGGCAAGUGAGGACCUCAUUCCAAACAACGCCUUGAGAAGCGUGAUCCAGGAGUUUGUCGGCAGGCUGUCGGACACGCAGCGCCGUGAACAGGAGUUGCGAUGGCAGCGCCAAUCCGAGACCCUGUGGAGCGGCACCGGCAAGCUACCGCCUACGGUUUCAGAGCCACGAGCGCCAUGGGACAUUCGCCUUACAGACAAGGAGAUGGAGGAAGGCGGCCCAGCUCUGCUCCUGCUUACAAUGAGCCGCCGGGUAGCCCUGCUUCACGCAGCGUUGCGAGAAGCUCCGCCAUCUUAA
Messenger RNA from Symbiodinium natans, 453 nucleotides. The record is from the annotation of a GenBank genome assembly. NCBI's taxonomy places the organism in Eukaryota, Dinophyceae, Suessiales, Symbiodiniaceae.